GAAUUAUCCAUUCCGGAAGUGCGUCAGUUAGAGCUUUAGUUUAGUGACAGCCGUGAGCUCUUAGCUUCUGACUCACAGCGGAACGACGUUACUCCGGGUCAGGCCCUUGAGUGACAGCUCGGCGCGCGAACCCUUUUCACUCGCACGGUACCUUACGAUGGCAGCUGCGGAUCCCCGGUCGUCGAGUGACGGCCGACCGGCUACCAGAGGCGGAUACCCGGGCGGGGAGAGCAGCAAGGACCGCGACGGAGCGGGCGGCGGUAACGGAGAAGAUGACCGGGACCGAGGCAGCUUCGAGUGCAACAUUUGUUUUGACACUGCUAAGGACGCUGUCAUUAGCAUGUGCGGCCACCUGUUCUGCUGGCCCUGCCUCCAUCAAUGGUUGGAGACAAGGCCCAGCAGACCCCAGUGUCCUGUGUGUAAAGCUGGCAUCAGCAGAGAGAAAGUCAUCCCAUUGUAUGGACGAGGGAGCUCCAGUCAAGAGGACCCCCGAUUGAAAACUCCCCCAAGGCCUCAGGGACAGAGAACUGAGCCAGAAAACCGAGGCGGAAUGUUCCAGGGUUUCAGUGACACCAGUUUUCACAUGUCAUUUGGCAUCGGCGCGUUCCCCUUUGGCUUCUUCACAACAGUCUUCAACGGCAAUGACCCAUUUCACAGACCAGACCAGUACGCAGGUGACGCCCAAGGCAACGGCGGUAAUGUCAACAAUGGGAAUUACAAUUGGCAAGACUCCCUCUUCCUGUUCGUGGCCAUUUUCUUUUUCUUCUGGCUGCUGAGCGUGUGACGAAGACUGCAAGCGGCCAGAUGGAGGGGGUGGAGCGGGGUCCGCUGACUCGGAAUCGCAGACUUAACCUGAGCCACAUAGUCACUCGUCACGUUUCCAGUGAGGUACUAACUUGAGAGAGCGAUUUGUUUGCAAAAUUGUCACACCUUGCCCCACCAGCUUGCCUUUUGUUUAUGCAAAAGAGUAAAAAGCAGCCAUUUAAUAGAGCCUCUCCACCCUCACUGAACAUGCAUCUCCAGAUGGUCAAGAAAAGAGGGCGACAAUAAACUUUAAUGGGCUCACAGUAAGAAUAAUCAGUCUGCCUUUAGACGGUUAGAAGUGACAGUAUUAUGUGGUCAGGAUGACCGGGCCUUACUCCAAUGGCUAUUUCUAGUGUCGUGACUUUAAUUCGUCCUUCUCCCCCUUCUCCAAGCUGAUACAGUGGGAGAGUUGUGGAAACAUUGAUGAGGAGGAAACCCAACGCCGGUGGUUACCAUUGUUUUUCUGCCUCUAAAAGGCCAAAGAGUAGCAGUUUGGUUGUGAAUAACAGGAUUUGUGUGGAUAUGUUGAAACUCUUUGUCUUAAAAAUGACUGCCAGUGCACUGUGACGUCCUUUGAACCUGUCCUCAUUUUUUUAAAUCAUUUAUUCUGCCUAGGUGGUACCAAAAUAAGAGCAGAAGAAUAGGGGAGUGCAAAAUAGAGAAAUCUCAAACCAUAUUGGGAGAAUGAUUUCACUUAAUACUAGGCAGGUUCUCCAUAGUUCAGCGAACUAUUUUUUGUGAUCGAAACUAUAAACUAUGUCGUGUAUGCCAGAGUGAGUGAUGAAUUUGUAUAUAGAGAUAUUGUAAAUGUUUUUUUGGUUUUGUUAUUUUGAAUACAUUAGCAGUUAUGGAGUGGAUAACCAGGAUGGUUUUUUUUUUGUAAAUUUUGCCAACCAAGUUUAACACAUCCGCUAAUGUACCAUUAAAAAAAUGAGAAAAUGGA
Molecule: messenger RNA, 1747 nt
Organism: Syngnathoides biaculeatus (alligator pipefish)
Lineage: Eukaryota; Metazoa; Chordata; Actinopteri; Syngnathiformes; Syngnathidae
Gene: rnf5
Product: ring finger protein 5
Exons: 6
Coding region: 158-784 (208 amino acids)
Biological process (GO): ubiquitin-dependent protein catabolic process
Cellular component (GO): endoplasmic reticulum
Molecular function (GO): metal ion binding; ubiquitin protein ligase activity; ubiquitin-like protein conjugating enzyme binding
Source: RefSeq, a predicted model, not a curated record